CCAAGGGGAUGAAAGUGGAGGUCGAGCUGAACAACUAUUCAAGUUCUCGAAGUCGUCAUCAGUCAAGACUGUCCCUUUGAAUCGGAAAGCCGAUAGUAGUAAUCAAACGGGCCAAGCUCGCCCAUAUAUCGUCCCAACGGCUUCAGGCGACAUUAUUCUCCUCUUUUCACGGUCAUUGCUGGCCAGGCUCCCGCCUGGCACAUCCGAACCACGUCUCUACUCUCGAAACUACCCUUUCAUGCAGAGCAGUAUGUCUCAACCUAAUCGAGACAAACUGUUCCAUUCUUCCCGGUUUGCGGGAGCUCCUGAAGUAAUGGGACCGCAAGGAGACGCAGCGUCAUCUGCUCCAGCUGUCAAGGCACAUCGACGCAAGCGACCGGUCAAGAAGGUACAGGAAGCGGCCGUUCCUACAGCUGUCAAACCUGAAGAUAUCGGCAGAAGCCUAGCUCAGGCAAGACAGAAGAUACCUCAAGCAAAGUUGAAUGCUAAGGAGAUUGUCAGAACCCACAUAUCGAAUCUACCUGCUGGAGCACCUCGACAAACGCAAACGCCUGCCCAGGGGCCUGUUCAGCAGCAGGGCCCGCAACAGCAACAAUAUCAGCAAUGGCGACCACCCCCGCAGCUUUAUCAGCAACAGCAGAAACGACAGCCACAAUCUCAACAGCCGGCUACGUAUUUCAAUCCAAGGUUCACCCUUCCUCGGGAUUUCGAUUCGAAAGAUGCCAAUGGACAGCUACUUCAGCUUCUUCAAGCGGCACCUUCGGCGUUUCCUGACCAGGAAAGUCCAUUCCUCACAGCAUAUUCCCAGACCCUCAUGAACCGAGACCCCCGGGAAGACAUCUACCCUCCUCUUCUCAACGGUCCUUCUCGAUUCACGAAAGAAUGCGUGGAUUCUUGGCGAGGAUCCCUUCCCCCUGCGGACGUGCAAGAGACCAUCUCGAGGAUCAUUUGGAACGUCAACGAAGUCAUUGCGGAUCGAUGGCCGAGGUUACGUUUCGUGGUAGAACCGUUUGGAAGCGUCAGCUGGCGAGGACAGACGGGGAGUCAGGGAGAUCUUGAUCUCGUGCUUAGGGAUUAUUCUCGGCCGUUCGGGUACACGGAAGAUUACUGGGGCUCGGGAGGCGCUUCUAACAUGAAAUUGCCCUCGGUAUAUAACAUGAACGUGGUCGCGAGAGCACUUCGCGAGAGUGGGUUCGUCGAGGUUGAGCCGAUUAAAUGGGCUACCACACCGAUUACCAAAUUCAAAGAUCCCUUUUCGGGGUUCGAGGUCGAUCUGAACGUCAACGAUCUAGGUGGUCUCUACAACAGCGCUAUGAUCAACGCUUAUUGCCGCCUAUCGCCAUAUCAGCUGCGUCCCCUGAUCCACAUUGUCAAAUCUUGGUCAAAAGCAAGAGACCUCAAUAAUCCAUCCGGGAAAACAGGCGAACGAUCUCUCAGCUCGUAUUGUUGGGCUCUCAUGGCCAUUGUUUAUAUGCAGAUCAAGCACGGGCUGCCUAAUCUGCAAGAUGACGAUGUCGUCGGGAGCGUGGGCAGGCAGAACAUCGACGUCUGGGUCGGCUGGGGACGGCCGAAGGGCAUCCCGGCUCACGUGUCCUUUGCCGAUGAUCUUGGACUGAAGGGAUACAGUGGCUCGAAGGUGUCGGUGGUCGAGUGGAAAGGACAAAAGUUCCUCCAUAAUGACACAUCGGUCGGAGAGCUGGUCAAAGGCUUUUUCGAGUUUUACGCAAAGCUGACGAGUGAGACCGGGAAAGGCUUCAGCAGCGAGAACUUCGAGACGCACUGUCUUUCGGUAUGGAAAGGCGGCUUUGUCGAGCGCGGCUUCCCAUUAGAUCUGCGAUAUGAUUCAAAGCAGCAGGAGUACAAGCGCCAAAGGCAGUUACCAGCUGCAGCUCAACAAGCAGAAGGAAUUCAACCACCUCCACCACCGAGUCAACGAAGUAGACGGAUCUCGGGGUUCUCGCAACCGCAAGAAUGGUCAGGCGCCGACUUGGUGGUUCAGGACCCGUUCCUGCACGACAAGAACUGUGCAAGCGCGAUGAACCACCAGACCUUUCAGAGGCUGCAAACUGAAUUCGCUCGAGGUGCAAGUCUGACUGCCAGCGGUGCGAUUUUGGAAACAUUAUUGGAAAUCUGCGAUCCCGUUCAACACAAGACGAAAGCAGAGCGACGUGCAGAGGAACGUGCUGCUCGAAAGGAGAAAAGUUCAGAGCCGCAGAACUUAACCGCUGAGCCCUCCAACGCUCUCCAGCGGCGCGCUGGUGAGCAUUCGGCAAGAACCGAGAAGGAGACAGGCGAGGUCCCACAUGUUGGACACGAGGAGGAUUUGGGAGCGGAAGCGAAGCAUAGCGAUACGACUGGCCGAAACAUAAAAAAAUCCGAUGGCAAUGCCGAUGAGCCAAGCAGCGAAAACACAAGCAGUGAAAGCCAUGAUGCAACGCUUGCGGCAGCGUUGAUUGGUUUGGCAGUUGCUGAACUCGAGAGCGAUACCGAGGACGAUGGGAAAGAGCCCGAAACGAACGGCAGUAACGAAGCAUUAGGACCCAGUUCCUUGGGAUCUGUUGAUACGGUAUACUCGGCAGAUUCGAUCGAAUGGUCUCCUUUCCGUGACGACAUAUUUGUUUGCGGAACUUACCAGAUACAAAAACUGGAAGGGGAAAAGGCUAGCAUCAAGGAGGAUCAGUCUGAGGAGGAGUCUGACUCUCCCGCCAUCAAGCGGUUGGGCAGAGCUCUAGUGUAUCAGGUUGCGGAAGAAGGUAGAAGCUUUGAGGAGAUGCAGCGUUUCGAAGGCCCGGCAAUUCUUGACAUGAAAUGGUCGCAUCCCGGUGCUCCAGGCGGAAAUCGACUAGCGAUAUCCAAUGCGGAAGGACAGAUUACCGUUCAUCGAUGGAAUGAGGAACAGGCAAGAAGAUCAAAGACUAUAUUUAUCCAGGUUGACGACUCUAGUGUUCUUUGCUUGUCUUUAGAUUGGUCCAAUCAACUUGAUCCGAGCAAUUCUACCUCGAUUAUCAGCUCCCUGUCGAACGGAAAUCUGGCGCACGUUGUGACCGAUACCGAUGGGUCGAUGACGGUAGAUCAUACGUGGCACGCUCACGACUACGAGCCCUGGAUCACUGCUUGGGACUUGUGGCAACCGGACACGGUAUGGUCAGGGGGAGAUGACCUCAAGCUGAAACGCUGGGAUAUACGAGCGCCCAUGAUGCCCGCGCUCGUGAACAAACAAUUCGAAGGCGGCGUCACGACUAUUGCUUCUAAUCCUCACCUCGAGAAUCUGCUCGCAGUCGGAAGUUACGAUUCCAACUUGCGCAUCUUCGAUGCGAGAAACGCUCGCAUCCCGUUGCAAACGAUCCCUGUUGGAGGAGGAAUCUGGCGUACAAAGUGGCAUCCAUCCGUCGAACGAAAAGGGGAUGUCUUGCUAGCAUGCAUGCAUGGGGGUUUCAGGGUGAUCAAUCUGGAUCAGCCCGAAAGCUGGCUGUCCUUGGAGGGGGAGACACCCGUCCGCGAGUGGAAACAAACAGCACUUUUCGACAAACACGAAUCGAUCGCUUAUGGAGUGGAUUGGCAGAGGAAGGCCACGGCCACUGCAACAAAUGAUUCGCUUAUUGCAAGCUGUUCCUUUUAUGACCACCUGUUGCACCUGUGGCGGGCAUGA
Filobasidium floriforme is the source of this 3649-nucleotide messenger RNA. RefSeq lists its product as uncharacterized. The record is from RefSeq and is a predicted model, not a curated record. Bases 239 to 3649 code for a protein of 1136 amino acids. Gene Ontology annotation, molecular function: protein binding. The transcript has 11 exons. Lineage: Eukaryota; Fungi; Basidiomycota; Tremellomycetes; Filobasidiales; Filobasidiaceae.